CGGUCCACGCCUGUUUUUCGUCGUCACACAACCAACAUGGCGAAGAAACAACGUGGGAAAACAACAUCGCCGUCAAAGACGGCGCACAACAAAAAACAGGCAGAAGAUUUCAGUUUGGUGGUCGAGUCCAGCGACGAUGAGGCGCCCGAAGAGGUGACCUUUGAAGACUCGAGAGCUGAGGCUCUACGGAGCAUGAAACAGGCGCUGGACACAGCCAGGAGGGAAAAGGAGCUGCUGAAAGAGAAGAGGAGGAGGAGACAGGAGCUGUUCCAGGAACAGAAGAAAAGAAAACUCUUACCGGCUGAUGUGUUGGAGGAAAUCGACUCACCUUCUCCAAAGAAGCAGAAACAGUCUGAGGAUGAAGCUCAUGAGGAACAGCAGGACGAUGAAGAGGAAGGAGAGGGAGAGGAAGAGCAAGGGAGGACGAAAAAGAAGAGGAGUGGGAAACUGGCACAUUCUCGAAAUCUGAAGGGAAACUACACGGUGGCCACGGUGAAGGAGCGAGGGCUGGCGUCCUUCCAGCAGCAGGCGGCCCAGGAUUUCAUCCAGUCCAGACUGUACGGACCAGGGAGCGGCAGGACCACAAGUAACGAGCUGCUCUCGCUCCAGAACAAGAAAGGGAGGAAUAAACGUGCAGCGGUUCAGUUUGUCAAGAAAGACUGGGCCUGUAAGGAGAAAGCCAAAGCAGAGAAGCUGAAGAAGAGGUGGAUCCACAAGCAGCAGGUUCCCUCCUGCUGACCGGAUGUCCCCAGAAACCUCGAUCUGGACCUGGACUUCUCUGCACUGCGCGUUGGAUUUAAAUGGUCCCCAAACAUGGCCGACCGUCAGAAACUCGGAGGAAGACGUCGUUUAAAUUUGGGCUGGGACUCCGUCUGGACCUGGGGGAGUGUGUUUUCACCAAAAUAAAAGUCCUUUGACAGACUGACAGUUCGAGGCUCUCGUAACCUGAGGCUCCUCCUUGUUCAUAAACUGGAACAGCAGAACAUGUGGAGACACCGUCACCUGUGAUGAUUCUCUGCUGAGAUGUGGGAAGCAGGUGACCUGUUCUCUUUGUUAAGUGACUGUAUUAAUAAAUGCUUGUUGUUAUAUCUUUAAAUAUUUUUACAACACAAAAUAAAGACACACGCUCAAAAGCUUCUUUAAAUGAUCAAAAUAAUCAGUGAUUCAUUUUCUGUUUAUCCACAAAUCAAUUCAGCUCCAAGACGACAGCAGAGAAAAUGAUCAUUUAAAUAUUCACGGUAAACUAAAGGUUCCACUUACUAGCUUUUCCUGAGCUUUCCACCGCACCUCAGAGUCUUCGUCUACAAACAGAGCGGAGGUGGACUUUAUGCUCCUGUGGUCACUAAUGAACUUUUACAUUUAAU
Messenger RNA from Toxotes jaculatrix (banded archerfish), 1364 nucleotides. RefSeq names its product nucleolar protein 7 (gene nol7). The record is from RefSeq and is a predicted model, not a curated record. Gene Ontology annotation, molecular function: RNA binding. NCBI's taxonomy places the organism in Eukaryota, Metazoa, Chordata, Actinopteri, Toxotidae. The transcript has 8 exons. The coding region runs from base 37 to 738 and encodes 233 amino acids. Gene Ontology annotation, cellular component: nucleus.